Eimeria maxima is the source of this 2298-nucleotide messenger RNA. Its product is annotated as DEAD/DEAH box RNA helicase, putative. The record is from RefSeq and is a predicted model, not a curated record. Bases 1 to 2298 code for a protein of 765 amino acids. The transcript is spliced from 13 exons. Gene Ontology annotation, molecular function: nucleic acid binding; ATP binding; RNA helicase activity. Lineage: Eukaryota; Apicomplexa; Conoidasida; Eucoccidiorida; Eimeriidae.
AUGGGGAAGAAGAAGAUAAGCAGCAGCAAGGGGGCCCCACACUCCCUCGAUACCCUAGGGGCCCCCAAGAGGGCCCCCCCUUCAGAUAGUGCUGGAGAAGAGGAAGAGGACCAACAGCAGCAGCAGCAGCAGCAGCAUGCAGCAGCAGCAGCAGCAGCAGCAGGAGAGGAGGAGGAUGUAGAUCUAUCUGAUGGUUGUUUAGAUCUUGAUGGUUCUUCUUCUGAUGAAGAAGGUAAGGACAAAUCCUCUAAGAAACAGCAGCAGCAGCAGCAGCAACAGCAGCAGCAGCAGCAGCAACAGCAGCAGCAGCAGCAGAAGCAGCAGCAGCAGCAGAAAAAGAGCAGCAACGAUGACGAGGAAGGCAGCAACAAUGUGCUGCUGGAUAUGGAGACUACAUGGGCAGAUCUACAUCUUAGCAGACCUCUGCUAAAGGCAUUAGAUGCAUUAAAUUAUCAUCAUCCUUCUUUUGUUCAAUCUGCUGCUAUUCCUGCUGCACUAAGAGGACGUGAUCUUCUUGUUAGUGCACAAACUGGGUCUGGUAAGACAGCAGCAUUUCUGUUGCCUCUAUUGGAGCGUCUCCUCCAAAGCCCAGGAGUUAAAGCAAGAAAGGCGGUAGGAGGUGUCUCCUUACAGCAGCAGGAAGCAGAACUGCGGCAGCAACCAGACAUUGUUGUUGCUACACCAGGAAGAAUCAUAGAUCUACUCCUUAACUCAGCUAGUACUCAUUUGGAGUUAUUGGAGGUGAUUGUAUUGGAUGAGGCAGAUCGUCUAUUAGAGUUAGGAUUCAGAGAUCAGAUACUGCAGGUACUACGUUAUUGCCAUAGAGGACACCAGACAUUAUUAUUCUCUGCAACUGUCUCCUCAGCUGUCUCCUCCUUAGCCUUACUAGCUCUGCAGUCUCCUUUACAUAUUACCUGUGAGCCCCGCAGCAGCAGCAGUAGCAGCAGCAGCAGCAGUAGCAGCAGCAAGAAGAAGGGACAGCAGCAGCAGCAGCAGCAGCAGCAGCAUCGUGUAUCAUUACCAGAGAAUUUACAGCAGCAAUUUGUUGAACUACAAGAGGAAGAACAUCGAUUAUCUUCUCUUAUUUAUCUUAUUCGUUCUUCUUUUACUCAUAGGCUUAUUGUCUUCUUUCCUACAAAGAAGGAGGCACAUGAUGUAUAUUUGUUGUUUUGUUUGUUGGGGAUUUCUUGUGCUGAAUUACAUGGAGACUUAACCCAACAAAUGAGGAUGGAUUCCUUAAAAAAGUUCGAGGAAGGAGAAGCAGAUGUACUAUUAGCUAGCGAGUUAGCUAGUCGUGGCUUAGAUGUAAAAGAUGUCUCCUUUGUUAUUAAUUAUACACCUCCUAAGGAUAUAGAGAGGUAUGUACAUUCAGUAGGCAGGACAGCACGUAUGGGUCGUGUAGGUAUAGCAGCAACUCUUUAUGUAAGAGACACAACAGAGAGACUUGCUGUUAAGAGACUCCUUGCUGCUAUAGGGCACAAGGAUAAGCAGCAGCAGCAGCAGCAGCAGCAGCAGCAGCAGCAGCAGCAGAAGCAGCAGCAGCAGCAGCAGGAGCAGAAGCAACAGCAGGUCCUAAGGAGAAGGAUUGAUAGCGCUAAGCUUGAGGCUAUAAGGAAGGAGGUCCGGGCAUUAGAUGGUGCAUUAAAGAAGAAGAAGCAAGAGGAGACACUAGAAAGAGAGAUGCGAUUAGCACAAAUGUUUAUUGCUAAGGCUAAUAAUAUACAACAGCAUGCAGAUGCAAUUUAUUCUCGUCCUCAGCGUGAAUGGUUUGAAAGUAAAAAAGACAAAAAGAGAAUUCAAGAAGCAGCAAAGGCAGAGGCAGAGGCUAAGUCUCUACUCAGCAGCAGCAGCAGCAGCAGCAGCAGCACGGAUGCUGCAGCAGGAAAGAAGCAAAAGAAUAAGAAGCAGCAGCAAGAAGAAGAUGAUGAUGAUGAGGAAGAAGAGGAGGAAGAAGAUGACGAUGAAGAAGAAGAGACAACAGAAUCAGGCAGCAGCGGAGACGAAGAUGAGGAAGACGAGGACAGCAAUGAAGAGCUACCUGAUUGGGUAACAGCAGAGGAUGACGGCAGCGACGGCAGCAACAGCAGCAACAGCAGCAACGAGGAAGAGGAGACACCUCGUGCUGCUGCUAAGGUUAAAUUUAAGGAGAUUAAGACAACAAAGGAACAAAAGGCUAAGCUGCAGCAGCAACUGCAGCAGCAGAAGCAGCAGCAGCAGCAGCAACACAAGAAAAGGCCACAGUUAACUCCUAAACAAAAAGAGGAGCGCGAGGCCGCAGAGGCUAAGGAUGGAUCGUGA